Messenger RNA from Blepharisma stoltei, 573 nucleotides. The record is from the annotation of a GenBank genome assembly. NCBI's taxonomy places the organism in Eukaryota, Ciliophora, Heterotrichea, Heterotrichida, Blepharismidae.
AUGAGAAAUUUACUCGAUUCCGCUAUAAAUAAUCUCAAUAUGGACAGCGGCCAUGACGAAGUUCUAAUACAGCGAUCAGGAUCAGAAUUUUUAAACCAAAAAGUGAUCCCUUGUUUUUACUUUGAUUUGGUCUUUUCAAUCUUGAAGCUUUGCUUGAGCGCCUUAUGCAUGGUAACUUACAUAUUAUCCAGCUAUUGUGGAGAAAUGAUGUCACAGCUUUUGUUAGGCUCCUUCAUCACAAUGGCAGCAGAUGCUCUCAUAUUCUUCAAUUUUGUGUUUUUCGUCAAGAAACCUCCAAAUUGUAUUAAACAUGCCUUAUCUGCCUACUGCGCUAUAUCAUAUUGUAUAGUAACUUGGUUUAUUUUAUGCUUCCAGCUCGCAUGAGGAAUAGUUUGUGUUGUAAUUUAUAUUGAAUACAAUUCCUGUGACCAAGACUUGAAUUUUACAGACUCUGUUGCCCUUGUAGUCGUUAUUUACUUUAUGGCAAACAUUUUUAGAUUAUUAUGUUCCUGCACUUUAAAGGUCUGUGCAUGCGUUUCAACUUUUGUAGCUACAAGCAAAACUGAUUCUUAG